Messenger RNA from Cheilinus undulatus (humphead wrasse), 5838 nucleotides. It is a transcript of the gene pde4ba, whose product is annotated as phosphodiesterase 4B, cAMP-specific a. The transcript is spliced from 14 exons. NCBI's taxonomy places the organism in Eukaryota, Metazoa, Chordata, Actinopteri, Labriformes, Labridae. The record is from RefSeq and is a predicted model, not a curated record. Gene Ontology annotation, biological process: signal transduction. Gene Ontology annotation, cellular component: nucleus; perinuclear region of cytoplasm; cytosol. Gene Ontology annotation, molecular function: transmembrane transporter binding; 3',5'-cyclic-AMP phosphodiesterase activity. The coding region runs from base 483 to 2729 and encodes 748 amino acids.
GGUCAGUCAGGCAGAGGUUGAUGGAGGCAGAGGAGGCAGAGAGCAGCACUUCUGAAUGUUUCAUAAGGGAGAUCCUCCAACAUCAAGCUGCCUGGAUGGACUGAGAGAGAAAGAGUGGGUGCUGAGGUGAGGCAACAGGACACAGAGAAAAGAGGGAGGAAGAGCAACCAUGGAAGAGAACCAGUGUUGAGAGGAGGAAUCUCUCUCCAGGAAGGAGCUGGAUGUGACCCUGCCAAGGGAGAGAGAGGAAGAGGGCACGACUGCUGGCUGGAUUAUCUCUAAACCCGUGGAGAAGAGGGGAAAAACGAGGGGGCAGCAAAAAGGUGAGCUGGACUCUUCCUGGUUGGAUGAUUGCAUGUGAGAUCGCUUCAGGCUUUCUGCUACAUCAUCCUAUCCCAGCGUGAACUUCUCUGAUUCAGCAUAGAGCAGCUAAUGUGACUGAUUUUGGACAGCACAAGGGGAAGACUUUUAAGACAGGUCCGAUGUCGUCCAACGAGCUGAGCGUGGAGAUGGACUCCUGCAUCCGGACGUUCAAGGAGCACAUGCACCUGGAGCUGGAGCCGCCCAAAAUCCCAGGUGUGGUUGGAGGGAAGAGGGGCGCCACGUCUCCGAAGCUGUCCCCUAGAAGCUCUCCACGCCUUUUCCGAAAGCUGAUGGUCAACAAGAGCAUACGACAGAGGCGGCGCUUCACUGUGGCCCACACCUGUUUCGAUGUGGAGAAUGGCCCGUCUGCCAGCUGCAGCCCCCUGGACCCCCAGGCCUCCCCCGGCUCUGGUCUGGUCCUCCACACGAACUUCCCAGGCCACAACCAGCGGCGAGAAUCUUUCCUGUAUCGCUCGGACAGUGACUAUGAUCUGUCUCCCAAGUCCAUGUCACGGAACUCCUCCAUCGCCUCUGAACUACAUGGAGAUGACCUGAUCGUAACGCCUUUUGCUCAGGUUCUGGCAAGCCUUCGGAGUGUAAGGAAUAACUUCACUGUCCUGACCAAUGUCCAGUGUGCCUCCAGCAAGAGGUCUCCUGCAGCAACCACUCAGCCUCCGAUCACCAGAGUUUGUCUCCCAGAUGAGGCGUACCAGAAGCUGGCCAUGGAGACGAUGGAGGAGCUGGACUGGUGUCUGGACCAGCUGGAGACCAUCCAGACCUACCGCUCCGUCAGCGACAUGGCCUCCAACAAGUUCAAGAGAAUGUUGAAUCGGGAGUUGACGCACCUAUCGGAGAUGAGUCGGUCUGGAAAUCAGGUGUCCGAAUUCAUCUCCAACACCUUCCUAGACAAACAGAAUGAGGUGGAGAUCCCAUCACCAACAUCCAAGACGAGAGAGAAGAAGAAGCAGCAGAAGCAGCAGCUGAUGACGCAGAUCAGUGGGGUCAAGAAGGUCUCCCACGGGCCUUCGCUCUCCAGCAGCAGCAUCUCGCGCUUCGGUGUCAAGACCGACAAAGAGGAGCUGCUUUCCAAGGAGCUGGAGGACCUCAACAAGUGGGGCCUAAACAUCUUCACUGUCUCUGAGUACUCCCACAGCCGGCCUCUAACCUGCAUCAUGUACGCCAUCUUCCAGGAGCGGGACUUGUUAAAGACAUUUAAGAUCCCAGCGGAUACGUUUGUGGCCUACAUGAUGACAUUAGAAGAUCACUACCAUUCAGAUGUGGCCUACCACAACAGCCUGCACGCUGCUGACGUAGCCCAGUCCACACACAUCCUCCUCUCCACUCCGGCCUUGGAUGCCGUCUUCACAGAUCUUGAGAUCCUGGCAGCCAUCUUUGCUGCAGCUAUCCACGAUGUUGAUCAUCCAGGAGUAUCAAACCAAUUCCUUAUCAAUACCAACUCUGAGCUGGCGUUAAUGUACAACGAUGAGUCUGUGCUGGAGAACCAUCACCUGGCUGUAGGAUUCAAGCUGCUGCAGGAAGACAACUGCGAUAUCUUCCAGAACCUCACCAAGAAACAAAGACAGUCGUUGCGCAAGAUGGUCAUCGACAUGGUUUUGGCCACUGACAUGUCCAAACACAUGAGUCUGCUGGCUGAUCUGAAGACCAUGGUGGAGACAAAGAAGGUGACGAGCUCUGGGGUGCUGCUGCUGGACAAUUACACCGACAGGAUACAGGUGCUGCGUAAUAUGGUGCACUGUGCCGACCUGAGUAACCCCACCAAGUCCCUGGAGCUCUAUCGACAAUGGACUGAUCGGAUAAUGGAGGAGUUCUUCCACCAGGGAGACCGAGAGAGGGAGAGGGGGAUGGAGAUCAGCCCCAUGUGUGAUAAACACACAGCCUCAGUAGAGAAGAGCCAGGUGGGUUUCAUCGACUACAUCGUGCACCCUCUGUGGGAGACCUGGGCUGAUCUGGUCCACCCUGACGCCCAGGACAUUCUGGACACGCUGGAGGACAACAGGAACUGGUACCAGAGCAUGAUCCCCCAAAGCCCCUCUCCGCCCUUUUAUGACCAGGGUACGCAUGGAGGAGGCACAGGGGGUCAGGGAGGUGGCGAGAAAUUUCAGUUUGAACUGACCCUGGAGGAGGAGGACUUGGAUGGAAUAGAAAAGGACGGAGAGGAGGAGGAGGAGGAGGAGGAGGAAGAAGAGGAGGAAGAGGAGGAAGAGUUAGAAGAGGAGGACAGUUUAGGGGACUCUCGCUCGCCUCCUCUGGACUAUUUGGACAGUCAGGAGCAGGAGGAGGAAGGAAGCAUAAUGGAGCCUGCAAUUGAGAUCGUGACACACGAGGCAUCACCCACGGACACAUAGGGCUUCCUUCACCGGGGUGAUUUGAAAGUUUUUUUGGUAAAAGAGGGGAGAUCCUCUUGCAGCUCUGCUUUUUGAAGAGCCCACAGAAGCAAGGGCUUGGUUUUCGUCCCGCAAGGGGGCGUCUUGCACUUGGGUGUUUGAAGCCAGACACAGAUGGACAGUUUCAGCGGAGCGGCUUCAGAGUUCUCAGGAAAUAAUUACUGCGAACAUUUUAGUCUUGACGCACGGGCAAGACUGAGGGUGGAACUUGAAGGAUUUCGGCCAGUUGGGGAAAGGUUCCUUUUCUUUUGUGGACUGGCAUUAAAUGGACAUCGACACUACUGAGAGAAGUUUUGUACUUAAGACUUUUUUACAGAUAUGAUCUAGAAGUAGCAUAGAUUAAGAUCUACUGAUGGAGACACAUUUGUAUAGCAAGAGAAAGUGUUUACUUUUUUCCUGUACCAUUUGUCAAAGGACUUUUGUGUGCCUUUUUUACUAUUGUCUUUAUAAUAGUUUUUUAUUUAUUGAACACUCUAGUAUGUCUGUGAAACCUUUCUUUUACUUAUCUGAAAGAGCAAAAUCUUUUUUGUAUGUUAAGAGAACAGUCUUCCAUGUAUUGGGCAAUAGAGAAAUCCAAACAAACGUCAACAAACAACUCUUGGACAAACUCAUUGAAAUAGGGAAACAUCAACACCAACAUUUGACGCACAUUUUGUCUCAUCUGUUUCAAAUCUGAGCACAAUGUUUCCUUGAAUUCAAAUGCUUAUGUUCACUCGUGGGUCACGUUGUUGGUCAAGAAAUGUUCAAUUUGUUCUCUGAUUUUCAUACUCCAUUUUCUUUGUAAUGGUCUGCAGACCAUUUGGGCUUCCAACCUCUUUCACACUAAAACAACACUUUGAAUGCUCAGUGAAGUUAUGAAAAUAUGAGGUUAGGUGGAGUUAUUCCACAAUCGUUUCAUUUUUUGCAUCCAAUUGCUGUUCUGGUGUGAAAUAGAGGUAAAGGUUCAAACCAAACUCCCACUCAAGAACCACCAAAGUUCAAGCAGCUUUAAAAAAAAGCUCAUGACAUCUCGCUGCUUAUUCUCUGGGAGAAUACAAAAUACAGUCUGCCAAAUGCACAACAGUAUGAAUCUAUUUUUAGCCCACAGGUAUGCUGCAGUCUUAAUAAUCCUGUUAGUUGGAACGGGCCCUGACCUCAGGGCUCGUCUGAUGUAACGCCCCCCUGCCCUUCUGCAAUCAGGCCCAGACCAGAUGAUUAAAGGUGCUCGUACAGCUGCCUGUCUGAAAGGCGCUCUUAGACCCUCAUCAGUGCCACUAUUCACAUGGUUUACAAACCCCUCUGGGCUCCACAGACACGGCCCCAAAACAAUCAGGCCAGCUAUUUCUUCCUAACCAUUAAAAAAAAUUCCCUCAAGUGCAGCGUCUGCUCAUUGACGUCAAUUGAUUUUUUUCUCCCUCCCCCCCUUCGCUGUAUCAGGUUUCCAGGACAGUGGGGUUAUUAGGAUUUGGCGCAGAUGGAAUUGCUGGUUUCAGCAUGGCAGACUGUACCCUUGUGGGAGAAAAGGGAAUAGUUAGGUGCUCUAUUUUUAAAACGAAUAUAAAAAAUUACAACUGAAGCAAUGGUUUGCAGACUUCACAUUUCUGCCUCUGUUUAUAGAUGUUCUCCAUGCAUCUAUAAAUCCCAUGAGUCUAUUUUCAUACCGGUUUACCGAUAAACUCAAAGGUACUUCAUCUAGUUUCACUCCAGCAUGCUAAAGUGGCAAUCGUCUGUGUGCAGUGUGUAUGACUGAGAGGUUUUGUAUGCGUGUUUGUGUGCGCUUUGAGGUGUUGACUUCGUCAUCAGGCCUUACCCCCAUCACUCCACACCGUCGUCUCUACUGUUUGUUGCUAGGAGCUCAAGUUGGUCCUUUUUGCUGUUUAUAACAGUGUGUAUUUAUUCUAUACUUUAAACGUGUAAAUAAGAAAUACUGGUUCAGUGUAAAAACUAUUUUAAUUUAUAUGCACUUGCAUUACCUGGAAGUGGUGGUGUCUAAUGUGUAGAAGACUCUGGAUUAGAGUCUUUUUAUAUAUGUAUUAUAUAUUGUUUUUAUAUCUUUAAAUAUAUAUAAAUAUAUCAAAGUAUAUAUUCGCACAAUGUUUUGAGUGCCCAGCAAAGCAGAAGCUAAAGAGACAUGUUGCUUCUGUCAAAUGAAAACAUUGUGACUCCAAAGUAGCCUUUACUUUAAAUUUCUAUUGAAAAUGAUAUAAAAAAAGCUAUAUUUAGAGUGUUAGGCAUAGAUAUUAAACCAAAAAUGUUCUGACUUCUGCCUCUGAUAUCUUAACAACCACCCAUUUCUUACUUAUGUAUAUUUCUAGUUUCUUUUUGUUAAAAUCCUUAAAGCCUAAGGACUUUAACGUCCUUAUUUUGCUCUUGAAGAACCCCCUCCCUUUUUGUUUUGAGUUUUUGAAGCUACAGUGUUUUCAUCUGACAGCAGCAACUCUGCAACCCAGAGGCGACAUAGAAGACAUGUUAAACUGCAUAGGCUUGGAUAUAGGAUACAUAAAAGCCAGCUAAGGAAGCUUAGACCAUGCUUGGUAUCAACAUACAUAAUUAGCUCAUUCUCUCUCAGCAGCUAAGCUUCUCCAUCCAGCAUUUGAAUGCAGAUUGCUGAUAUACGAGGCCAGAUGCAGGUUCGACUGACAAACACAAAGCGAUUGUCUCCUUUUACACUUAACGCACUUCAUGUAAAAGUAGAUAACACUGGGACCGUAUUGGUAGCAUGCUACAAUACGCCCCGGCACUGACGUAAAUGAAUUAACAACAAAAACAUGAUCUUAUGUAACUGAUUGUGCUAAUGUGUGAACUCUUUCUGACCAAACUUGUUAGCAGUUUUGAGAUUCAAAUUUGUCAGUAUUAACAUUGUUUAUCUAUGUUCGAGCUUUUUUUGGUCCUAGUUGUGUCCAAAUGGUUAGCCAGAUUUAGCACUACCUGCAUGAGAGAUGGGUUUUUUUAAUCGUCAAUAAUAUGUUCCAAGUCUGCCAGUUGUUGCAGGUGGGUUAUUCAAUGUUUCACACAAUGUAUGGUAUUAUAUUGUAUAUUGUGUUCAAAAUUAAAUCUGAAAUACUUUUUCUAUUAAGUGAUUAAAAGCAAA